Lates calcarifer (barramundi perch) is the source of this 3796-nucleotide messenger RNA. It is a transcript of the gene dtx3, whose product is annotated as deltex E3 ubiquitin ligase 3. The record is from RefSeq and is a predicted model, not a curated record. Gene Ontology annotation, biological process: Notch signaling pathway; protein ubiquitination. The coding region runs from base 780 to 1889 and encodes 369 amino acids. The transcript is spliced from 4 exons. NCBI's taxonomy places the organism in Eukaryota, Metazoa, Chordata, Actinopteri, Centropomidae.
UCAGCUCAGUGACGAACUUCCUGGUCACAUUUUGUCGUAGGUCCCAGUUCCCCCCUUGUUGAUGGGUAUGUUAUGCUCCUGUACAGCGGCAGGCAACAGGGAGGACACGGUUUGAAAGCGGAGACGCGGACUCAAAAUGAGAAAAAAGACCAGAUUAUCAGCCCGGAGAGAGCUGUCACAUAACUAGCGUGGUCGGAGUCAGAUAAGAAGAGGAACUACAAUUGCUUUUUACUCUGUGUUACGCUUAGCCCAAGGACAUACGGGCUGGGUGGGUGGGGGGGAGCAGCAAACACACAGGCGAGACUCGGGGACUGGGGUGCGGGAUUUGGAUGGCAUUUACCAGGACCAGGGAACCUAAAGCGACAUGAGCUGUGAAUACGUUUGGAUAUCAUGUCUUGACUACAAAAGACUAAUUAUCCGCGGAUAAACUGCAGCGGCACGUCAGAAAUAAAGGCCUCCUCCAAUGGAGCACUGUGCUCUUUAAUCCAGCCUAGAAACCUCCCUGACAGGCAGCGACGAGCUACGGCAAAGGGUGAGGUAUCCGAGUGAGCACGGGGGAGUUAAAAAAAAAAACCCACUUUGCUUAAUGUUGACGCGAAAUGCAUCAAGGGCUAAAGCUAAUGUUGCAAUAUCGCUGAAUUUCCCUUUGCUGCUGCGGAGCAUGGCUCAGUCUAAUUUUCUCCGAGCAUCUGUGAUAACGUUUGUUCCAGCCCUUCAGUUUUUCCUCUUCCUCUCUUUUUCUGUUCAACAGGACGCUUUAAUCGCAAUUGAAGGAAUUUAUGGGAUCGCAAGUUUCCUCUGAUGAGAUGAGUGUGCGUGCGGGCCAGGGCAGUGAUGAGGUGCUGGUUUCACAGGCAGUGUGGGAUUACCUGGCUGCAGCUGGGCGGCCCUGGCUCAUUGACUUCCAGCUCAAACAGGGGAUGAGUGCUGGCAUCAUUAGGCGAGGGGAGAGGGGGGGCUGCUGCGCCGUGAGGCUGCAGCCCGUGGAGGGCUUCAGGACGGCCGGAGCCGGGGUGAUGGAUGGACCCAUCUCCAGCGAGACGCGAAAAGCCUUCAUUGACUUAUGCCGCUGUGCCCGCAAAGAAAUGAGCAAACAGGAGGGGGGGCAGAAGAGGAAGAGGGUUCUGCUGCCCUGUGUGGGAGUCCUGGAGCCGAACGGCGAGGGGAGCCUGCUCCAGCCUCCGCCUCCCCAGCCUCGGCGCUCCCAGAGACAGCAGCAGAGGUUCAGGAAGCCCGCUGAUGAGGAGGCCUGCGCCAUGCUCCACGAGGCAGCCCAGAGAAAGGACAUGGACUCCAGCUUGGCUUCCCACAGCGAGGCAGAGGACAACAACACUUGUUCAAUCUGCAUGGGGGACAUAGUGGAGAAGACCACCCUGGAGAGGUGUGGCCAUUCGUUCUGUCGCUCUUGCCUGGAUCAAGCCUUUAAGGUGAAGAAAGCGUGUCCUGUGUGUCGGCUGGUGUACGGCCAGCUGAUUGGAAACCAGCCUGCAAAUGGUACGAUGAUCGUAGAGAGAGAUCCUGAUCUGGAGAUUCCUGGCCAUGAAGGCUAUGGGUGUAUCUGCAUCAUCUACAGUUUCCCUCCUGGCCUACAGGCGCCUGAACACCCAAACCCAGGCGUUCGGUACCCAGGAACAGACCGCGUGGCCUACCUCCCUGACAGCCCUGAGGGGAACCGUGUGCUGGGCCUGCUGCGUCGGGCCUUCGAACAGCGCCUUAUCUUCACCAUCGGUACCUCCAUGACUACGGGCAUGCAAAAUGUCAUCACCUGGAAUGACAUUCACCACAAGACCUCAAUAUGGGGCGGGCCCCGCUGUUUUGGCUACCCAGACCCCACUUACCUGGUACGAGUGACAGAGGAGCUCAGAGAGAAAGGCAUCACAGCAGACUGACAGCACCAAAACGACACUCUUCCAGGACUUUGUAAGACUUUCUGAGCGUCCUCGUCCUUGCAGUGGACAUGACUCGGCUCCAGGUUGUGCUCUGAGACUGCCCGUCCCUCAAAGGAUGGCUGAAGACAAGACCCUCAGCAGACGAGCGUCUAAUGCUGCAGCAGAGCCCACAUCACUCCACUAGCUGUUCCUCUGUUUGUUCAUUUUCCUUCAGAGUUGAGCUUCACCCAGUGCUACAUGUGGAAGAAAAUACUUUGAGUGCGGUGCAUUCUUGUAUUACACAAUCCUCUACCUGUCACAUUUGGCAAUAGGACCGAUAUCUGAUGCACUUAUUUAAGAGCAUUGUGGUUGUUGGAACUCAUGGUACUUAUAUAUUAUUUAGGAAAACUAAGUUUAAUGUUACAAAGACAGUUUAUGUUAUAUUAAUGUUUAUUUCUCCUCUGGGGAUUACUUUGUUUCUUACAAGCACACAUUCUUGGUUUUAUCUCCCCAGAAAUGUUUGUUGAGUAAGUCUCUGAUUUGAUUGUUACUAAUUACUUGUUGUAAGGAUCAUAUGGCAGAAUAGCACUGCUUGAACAGAAAGAAUUCAUUUUCUGAAGUUACUGCAAUCUAAAGCACUCACAGGCACUUUGAUAAGGCAGUCUUGUUUUUCUUUGUUUUUUCAGUGAGGUAGGUCAUGUAGGAAGUCAUGGUUUUUGCUUCCUCUGUUUGGAAGAGUGCUCGGGGCAAACAGGUUUGUGCAGCCAUCAGCUAUUAGCUCGGUGACCACAAGUUGAUGUCAGUUGCUUGGAACUCUUCAUUUGCGUGUGAUCUUCAUAUUUCCUCCCCUCCAUUUUUACUUAAAGAGGAAGAAUGUUAGACAGUGUCUCAUUGCAGCACCUUUUAUCACACGCAUUAGGACCUCCACCUGGGUUUUUUUUUCCCUUACUUUGUUUUCCAUUGCUCACCCCUGUUAUUUCAAGAUGUCUCCCAGGUGUUGAGCCCAUUACCUCAGUUGUUAGUAGUAAUGUGCUCAUCUAAUUACCAGAUUUAAGACGAUGUCAAAUGCAAAGGGCAUAUAGACCACUUAAACCAAAUCGAAGGCACAAAAGCUCUUAAAAAUAUCUAUGCCUCUGUCCCUGUCAAACUGGGAGAUUUGCCUGCUAAUGUUCUCAUUUAAAAUGAGGUAACUGUUGUAAAUUUCUUUAUCUGAAUAGAUAAUCUAUGAUACACAGUGAAAAAAUAACAAAAUAAAAUGUUGCGGGAACAAUUGAUCUGAUUUUGGGUGGGUGGGAUACUGAUUUUGUCGUGCCUUUCUUAUAUUCACUUUUGAUAAAAAUCAAGCAUGAUGUUACUAAUGAAUGGUAAGCAGUUGGGCGUAUUUUGGUGUCAUUUGAUAGGUAAGCAGCAUUAUGUUUGUAGGUAUACUAUCUGGCUUUAAGUACAAACACUACACAGUUCAUGAAAAUAUGUAUACUAAUGUGUAUUAAAUUAGCUUCUCCUUCAUAAACAUUCUUGUAGUCCAAAUGCUGAAAAAAAAAACCUCAAUGUGUGAAAGUGCUUUGUUAAGUACAGUAUCCUGCUUGGCUAGUGGUAAAUUUGUCAUUAAUUUGACUGGUUACAUCCAUAAAUCAAAUACCCUUUUAUUAUGUUUUCAUCCCCCUUGUAUUUUAGUUAAGGGACCAACUGAAGUAUAUUUGGGACACAGGAUUGUAGUUUACUAAAGCUACUGUGCAAACAUUUCUAUGCAUAACAUGACUGAGGAGGAGCCAGGAGGAUGGAUAGUAGAGAGAUUACACAUAUUACAAGUUGAUUGUUAAAGAAAAGUUGGAGUUUUGCUUUUCUAAUUGUGUUGAUUCGUACUUUGUUGAUAUUCAGAAUAAUGUGCUUUACAUUUUAAUACUUGAAUAAAAAGUUAUGUUUCGGUU